AUGAUGUCUCCCACGAUGACACCAUCUACUUGGACAUUAGUCUUAUGCACCUUACUCCUGCAUCUUGUCGGCGCUCAUGCGUACAUACACGACUUUUCUUUCACUGGACAACAGCCCCUGCAUGAAUCUGUCAACAUUGCACAGGAUGGCUAUCAAAAGGGUGCUGUCGCGAGCGAGAGCAGAAACUGCAGCGAGCAUGGGAUUACAAUGUUAGAGAAGGGUGGCACGGCCGCGGAUGUUAUGGCUGCCACGGUGCUCUGCGUGGGUGUUGUCAAUAUGUACCACAGCGGCAUUGGGGGUGGUGGAUUCAUGGUAAUUCGUUACCCAGAUCCCAAGGAAGAUGGCGGGUUCGGGUACGAAACUAUUGACUUCCGCGAAGCUGCCCCGGCCGGUGCACACCAGAAUAUGUUUGAGGGGAUCGAGGACAGAGCCCAGGUGGGCGGUUUGGCCAGUGCUGUGCCCGGAGAGCUUCGCGGGCUGGAAUACCUGCUUCAAAACCAUGGCGCUCUCACCUGGAAAGAGGUGACAGAGCCUGCCAUUAAUGCUGCACGAUAUGGAGUGCCGGUGACCGAGGAUUUGAAAAACUAUAUGAAUCGGGCCGUUGGCAACGGCGAGGACUUCCUGCUCAAGUAUCCAUGGAGCGAGACCUUUGCCAGGCCCGAUGGGACUCGAGUGCGGGUGAACGAUACAAUAAAGAGAACAAAGUAUGCAGACACUCUGGAAGCAAUCGCAAAAGACAACAAUUUGAAGAGCUUCUACGAGGGAGACAUUGCAGAGAGUAUCGCAAAGGCAGUCCAAGACAACGAUGGCAUCAUGACUGUGGAAGACCUCAAAAACUACACUGUCAUCAAGCGGGGCCCACUGCACGUGUCUUAUGGCGACUAUAAAUUGACAAGUAUCAGGGCACCUGCCAGUGGUUUUAUUGCAUUGAAUGCGCUGAAGGUUUUGAGUAAUUACGAGGACUUCUUCAACGGUUCUGAAGAGACCAUGUCGCUGGACACCCACCGGAUGGUGGAAGCAAUGCGGUUUGGAUAUGCGAUGAGACCGAAACUGGGAGAUCCCGCUGGGAAGGCGUAUAUUGAAAAGUUCCAGGAGGAUAUGUUGACCGAUGAAGCUACUUACAAUAUCUACAAAUCAAUCAAUGACACCACCACGUUCGAGGAAGAUCAUUAUAACCCUGGUGGCUAUGGAAUACCCAAAGGAGGAGGCACCUCGCACCUGGUCGCAGCCGACGACUCCGGAUUGGCGAUUUCGCUCAUUACAUCGGUCAAUCUGUUUUUCGGCAGCCACGUCAUGGAUAACGAGACAGGCAUCAUCCUGAACGAUUCAAUGGACGACUUCUCUAUCCCCGGCACCCGCAACGCAUUCAACUACGUCCCUGCCCCCGAGAACUUCAUCCGACCGAGAAAAAGACCCCAUUCGUCCAUGUCUCCCCUGAUCGUGACUGGUAAAGACAAAUUCACAUUCCUCACCGGCUCAGCAGGAGGCAGCCACAUCACCAGUACCACCAUUCAAAACACCCUCCAUGUCCUCAACCAGGGAUUGAACGCGAGCGCGACAUUGGCGAAGGCGCGUCUCCAUGACCAGGUGAAUCCUUACUACUGCUCCUUCGAACAUGGCCGCGGGUUUGAUGUGCACACGGAAAAAUACAACGAGAGCAUCGUGGCGUACAUGGCCGGGCUAGGCCACAAUGUGAGUUGGAUUAUGCCUGGCUUGAGCACGUCGCAGGCGGUUUUAUGGUCUGCCGAAGGGGGGUUCGACGGCGCUGGGGAGCCUCGGCAGCAGAAUUCUGGAUGGGCUGGGAAGUGA
Aspergillus steynii IBT 23096 is the source of this 1809-nucleotide messenger RNA. RefSeq names its product gamma-glutamyltransferase family protein. Gene Ontology annotation, biological process: glutathione catabolic process. The record is from RefSeq and is a predicted model, not a curated record. NCBI's taxonomy places the organism in Eukaryota, Fungi, Ascomycota, Eurotiomycetes, Eurotiales, Aspergillaceae. The transcript has 7 exons. Gene Ontology annotation, molecular function: glutathione gamma-glutamate hydrolase. Gene Ontology annotation, cellular component: plasma membrane. The coding region runs from base 1 to 1809 and encodes 602 amino acids.